CCGGGGAAGGGCCGGGGCGCAGGCGGGCUGGCGGGGGGAGCGCUGGCGGCUUCCAGUGUCUGCUUUCCGAGAAGCAGAGUUUCUGUGGUACCGCGUGAAAAGCUUGCAAGGUGGGAGGGGAAUGGCUGCGCCGUUCCCGAGCUGGAAACUUCGGGGCUCCUCGGUGUUUCCUCAGGAGGGUCCCUCCCGCCCGGCGGCCGGCGCUGUCUGACGGGGAGCGGGGAGCGGGGACGGGCAGCAGCGCCCGCAGCUCCGCGGCGUGGGGACGGCGCCUUCGUACGAAACACGGAGCGCUGCCCGGCGUAAAUGGUGCUCCACAUGCUGGCGAGGAUGCGGUGUUCCUGAGGGUUGCUGGGGAAGGGUGGCGAGGUCCCAGGGACGGAGGAGGUGGGAGGGAUGCAUCGCUCCCCUCCCGCCCUGGCGGCCGCCUGGCUGCCCCGUGAGCGGCCGUGGCGGGGUGCAGUGAGCCUUUUCCUUCCCCGAAAGCCGCAGCGGAGAUCCCAAGCCAGGCGCGGAGUCAAGCGGCUCUCGCUUAGGCCCCGGAGCUUUGCCCACCUAACGCGAAAGAAGCUGGAAGAGAAGGAGGCGGGAGCGGUUCGCAGGGCAGGAUGGUGUCCCGUGGCCUGGCCGUGAUUCCAUCAGUUCCGUGAUUCCAUCAGCUGCAGCUUUCCGUGUAGGAUUCACUGCUGGUUGAAUGUGAAAAUAGUAAAUGACAGUAAAAUAGCAGUUCCAUGUUUAUAGACAACAGUAAAGUGCCCCUCCUCCUCUGUCUCUUAACAAAAAAAAAAAAAUCCCCCAAGAUUUCUCUGGUUGGAGAAAGUUUCUUUGCUUUCUAGUAGUGGCUCCUUAUUAUUUAUUGAUCUUUUCCCACCGGGAAGGAGUUACAAGGAAGUCACAUAAAGUCUUCCUGACAGGGGCUUCUUAAUGCAUCCAAACACUAUAUAUAAAGUUAUACUUCUAUAUAGAGGAAUCUGCUAAGAUAUAUAGGAACAAAACCUGUGAGGGAUGUGAAUAUUUCUGUCAAAGCCUGUGCCUUUUAAAGAAAAGCUUGUCAUUUUACCAGAUGGAGGCAGAAAUAAUCUCUUCUGUGUUCUUUUAUAUCUGUUGCUCUUCAAAUAACUAGGGAUGCUUACAAAAGCUUAUGAUACAGUCAAAAGAGAGGGAGAGAGUGGAAGGAGGAAAAAGCACUGAAAGAUGCUGAUCUGUGGGACCCCAGAGCAAUGCAAGAGCAUGGGUUGUAAUGGAUCUACAGGAACAUGAUGUUAACAAAUGGCUCCCUGGGCAUUUAUUGACAUGUGUAGCAUCACUGAUGAUAGUUAGACAUUGUGAAGUGGGGCGUGAUGAAUAUGCUUUAAUGCACACAAACAGAAUAAUUUAAGAUCUGCACAGGGAGUCGGUACAAGCUCUACCAAUGCACCAUUUUUGCUAUAAUAAUAAAAGGCUAUUUUUUAGUACCUUUGGGAAUACAUUGCAUGGCUUCUCAUCAAACAUGCAGACUUUUUGUGUAGCAUAUGUGCCCACUUGCCUCUGAUCUCUGCAUGUUUUUACUGUUCUUGAACUAAGUAAAAUAGCUGAAGUUCUUUUAAAUGUGAGAGCUGCUGUGUGGAAAUAGGUGUUUUAUUCACUUAUUAUAGUCAAAGACUGACCGCUGUUGCAUGCAUGACAUAAGAUGUGGAAAAUCAAUCCCUUUUCUGUCUCGCACAAUGAUAGCAAAAAAUUGAAUCUAUGCUGGCCUGACAGAGUCCAGAUUACCAAGCCUACCAAAAUUUCCAGUUCUCCUCUUGCUGUAAUGACUCUGUAGUGAGUAACUGGCACUGUACAAUAGCUUUUCUCAGGAAACAAAUCUGACUUGGAGACACAAAGGGCAUAGGGCUCCAUUUCAGGUGAAAUGGAGCAUCCUUUUCACACAGCCACCUCUGGAACAGUGAUCGUCUUUUGAAUGCUACAGACAGAAGGCUGUGCUAGUGGGGACUCUGCUAGCUCUGGGCUGGCACUCAGGUUUGUGUGUUUCACUCUUGUCCUGCCACAGCUGGCUACUAGGUGCUGUGUAAAUCCUGAAGAUAAUCCAGCUGCUGGCUGCAGAUAACGAGGUAAUAGCAGAGGACUUUAUUUCACAGGCAAUUUAGAGGAACAGUUCUUGUCAGAAUAGCAAGACUGCAGAAGAAGUAGUAUUGACUGAAUUUUCAGCUCUUCAUAAAUGUUCUAGAUUGGUCUCAAAUUAGUUACUUUAAGGGACAGUUGUUAAUUAAUUUGCUCCUUGGAUUGUCUUUACUGUGUCAGUCUGCACAGUCUCCUUUGGAGCAGUCAGCUCAAUAAGGACUCAAUUCCUUAGCUGACCCAAAAGUAGAAAUGUUUUUAGCUGUUCUGUAAGACCCUUCAACUCCUUUAUCUACAGCAUUUACCUUUGACAAGACCUUGCAAUGAAUUUUGCAAGACUUUGCAAUAAACCAGCGUAUUCUUUGCUGCCAGGGGUCUUGCAGCACUGGAAGUGGAACAGGCAUCACAGUUUUGUUAGAAGAAAGAGCUAGGAGAUCUUGGUAAAAAGAGGAUGUGAGCAGGGCAGGGCCAGGGAAAGUAGAAAUGUAUAUAUGCUUGCACAAUGCUGAGAGUAGAGGGAACUCAAAGGAAACACGAGAUAGAAGUGCCAGUGCCUUCGUGCAGAAGGCAUCGGCGCCACUGCAGCUUAUUGACAUGGAUUGUACAAAACCUUGCUGGAAGUACUGAUGCUUUUACUGUACCUCUUAGUAUGACAAAUUUCAUUUCCCUUUUUCAUUUCCCUCCUUAUUCCUGGCCUGAUCCCCAUCUUGCUUCCUCUUUUUAUUCUCAGUUGCACAGGUUUAUGAUAGCAUUGAUUGCCACACUUGCUGUUGCUUCUCGCAUUGCUUCCAUCCCCACCAGCAUUUCAUUUGGCCAAGACCCUGUCUUCCAUUUCUUCUUGGCUUUUACAGCUGGUGGGUAGGUAUUCUGCUCUCGGGUUCUUUUUAAUUCCUUCUAGUCUGUUUCCUGCCUUCUUCACCUGAUGGACUUUGCUGUCCUCAAAAUGGCUAACUGCAUUUCCUCUCCAACAUCACUGGCAGCCUCUUCAGCUUGGUGAUGUGAACGACAGAUCUCCUGUUUGCUUGAAGUUAAAUCCGAGCUAACCUGUCACUGCAAAUGGACAGUUUGUCAAAGAUGAAGCUUGGUGGAGCAGCUUCUUGGUGUCUCAACAAUGGAAGGCCAACUUUGUGCUAAUGUGGACAUUUCUGUGAAAAACCCUCCAGGAGCAAGCCCUCAGUCCUUCAUUGCUUUGCUGAAGGUUCACCGAGAGCUUCUGGUCGGUAGGAUCCGAAACACGCAGUGCUUGAUUGAUAACUUGAUGAAGAAUGACUACUUCUCCACUGAGGAUGCAGAGAUCGUUGUCCAGUUUCCUACUCAAGCAGAUAAGGUUCGCAAAAUUCUAGACUUGGUUCAAAGCAAGGGAGAAGAAGUUUCGGAAUAUUUCGUCUAUGUCCUGCAGAAAGUCACUGAUGCUUACUACGAGCUUCAGCCUUGGCUGGAUGAAAUAGGUUAUGAGCCUUCAGAGAAUAUUUGUAGUAAACCUGUGGUAAAUACAGAUCCAGUUAGCAGGUAUUGCCAGAAACUCAGACAUGAACUGGGACGGGAUUCCAAGUUUUUCGUGUUGUACGCUCAGAAGGAGGAGAUGCUGCUUGAAGAAAUCUACUCCAACAGUAUUAUGGAGCUGGUCAGUUUUACCAAUGAGAGUCUUGGCCAGGUGGGUCAAUUAGAAGCCCUUUUUGAUGAUGCAGCUGGGCUAAUUAAUGAAGAUGGAGAGACCGUCUAUGUCUACGGUGAUGCAGGAAUUGGAAAAUCCAUCUUACUGCAAAAGAUACAAAGCCUUUGGGCCAGGAAGGAAUUGGACAUAGGGGCCAAGUUUUUCUUCCAUUUUCGGUGUAGGAUGUUUAGCUGCUUCAAGGAAGACGAAGCCAUAUGUUUGAAAGACCUGCUCUUCAAAUAUAAUUGCUACCCAGACCAGGACCCCGCAGAAGUGUUCCAUCACAUCUUGCAGUUCCCUCAUACAGUUCUUUUCACUUUUGAUGGCUUUGAUGAGAUCUAUUCCAACUUUGAUCUCAGCAGCGUACCUGAGGUAUGCUCACCCAAUGAACCCAUCCACCCCCUGGCACUGCUCGUAAGCCUUCUCAGAGGAAAGCUUCUUAAGGGAUCCAAGAAAAUUCUUACCGCCAGGACAGGAACUGAGAUCCAAAAAAACAUCAUUAGGAAGAAAGUGCUGCUCCGCGGUUUCUCCAGGAACAACCUGAAGGAAUACACAGCUAUGUUUUUCAAAGAUGAGCGGCAGCGAGCACUGGUGUCAAACCAGUUGGAAGCUAACCCGAAUCUCUGCAGUUUGUGUUCAGUGCCUUUAUUUUGCUGGAUUAUCUUUAAAUGCUUUGAGCACUUCCACUCCAUGUUUGACAGCCACGAGCUUCCAGACAGUUCUGUUACAUUAACAGAUGUAUUUUUGCUCAUGAUUGAAGUCCACCUGAACCGAUCUGUGAAAACAAGUUUGCUGAAGAGCAAUAUCAGGAGCCAAGCAGAGGUGUUCAAAUCAAGAAAGGAAAGUCUUCUAGCUUUGGGUAAAAUGGCAUACAAAGGGAUGGAGAACUCUUCCUUCAUCUUUGAGCAGGAGGAAGUCUCAUCGGCAAACAUCUCUGAAGAAGAUUUGCAGUUGGGCUUUCUCAGGACAGUUAAAGGUUACAGUGGCUGUGACAGUCAGGCCACUUAUGAGUUCUUGCACUUAACCCUUCAGUCUUUUUUCACAGCUUUGUUUUUGGUUAUGGAGGAGAAGGUGGGUACCAAGGAGUUACUUGAGUUUUUCAAUGAAUGUUCUUCCAUGGAGACUGCCCAGCCUACUUGCCUUCGUAUCCCGUGGUUGAAGAAACAGCUAGCAGGGGAGGAUCCCUUCCAAAAUAAGGAACACUUUAAUUUUACCAACAUGUUUCUUUGUGGCCUGCUUUCUGGAUCCAGGCAGAAGCUCUUCAGGCAUUUAGUUUCGCCUGCGGUCAUUAAGAGGAAGAGAAAAACACUCAUCACGUACCUUGGGGAGAGCAUGAAAUCCCGCCUGAAAGGCUACACUCGGUCCAGGCUGAAAAGCUACAAUCAGGUGCAGAUGCAGCCCAACUUUGUGUGGAUGCUGAGGUGCCUGUACGAGAUGCAGAGUGAGAAGGUGGGGAGGAUGGCAGCCCGCCGCAUGCACGCCAACUACAUCAAGCUGGCCUACUGCAACGCCUGCUCUGCCGACUGCAGCGCCAUUUCCUUUGUGCUGCACCACUUCCAAAAGCACCUGGCUCUGGAUUUGGACAACAACAACAUCAAUGACUAUGGAAUAAAACAGCUGCAACCUUGUUUCAGCAAGCUUGCAGUGAUCAGGCUCAGUGUAAAUCAGGUCACAGAUCACGGAGUAAGGAUCUUGUAUGAAGAACUCUCCAAGUACCAAAUUGUGUCUUUCUUGGGCUUAUACAACAACCAAAUCACUGAUGUUGGAGCCAAAUAUGUUGCAAAAUUAAUUGAAGAGUGUUCAAGCCUGGAAUAUGUUAAAAUAGGAGCAAACAAAAUAACGAGCGAAGGAGGGAAGUGCCUUGCCCAGGCCAUCCAGAAGAGCAAGACAAUGUUUGAAAUUGGGAUGUGGGGUAAUCAAGUUGGAGACGAAGGAGCAAAGGCGUUUGCAGAGGCCCUGAGGAACCACCCCAGGCUAACAAACGUGAGUCUUGCAUUCAAUGGCAUCACCACAGAGGGAGGCAAAAGUAUUGCUGAAGCCAUGCAGCACAACAACUCCGUGAGGAUAUUCUGGUUGACUAAAAAUGAGCUGGAUGAUGAGGCAGCAAUGAGUUUUGCAGAGAUGCUGAAGGUCAACAAGAAACUGGUGCAUUUAUGGCUUAUCCAGAAUCAAAUUACAGCCAAAGGGGUGAAGUGUCUCAGCGAAGCUCUCAAGGAGAACACGACUAUUCAAGAAAUCUGCUUGAAUGGGAACCUGAUAAGCCAAGAGGAGGCCAAAGCUUUUGAAAAUGAAGAGCGGAUCAUUUGCUUUUGAAUGAGGACUUUCCCAUUUUGCCAAGUUGGUGUUAACAAAGGCUACUCCUACACUUGGACUGCAGAGUUUAUAAAGGCAUCAAUCUACAGUGCUCGUGGCAGGAGUGUGAUACACAAUAAGCUGCCUUUUUAUGAACACACUGCACUCCCUCAGCUCCAUCCCUUACCCUGCCUGUUAUUUUUAAUCCUUUUGGUGAGUAGGAAGUUGCCUGGGUAAAUAAUUAAUGUUUGUUUGGUGCUUUGAAGAUGAAAUGCACAGUGUUAACAGACUAAGUUCACUGGCAGGUGUAUGCAUUUUGAUAACUGAGUUUAGAUGUAUUCUGUACAGUGAUGUAAAUAAUCUCUUAACUUAUUUAUAUACGUAAAUAAAGACACACAAGUAUACA
This is a messenger RNA of Motacilla alba alba, 6449 nucleotides long. It is a transcript of the gene NOD1, whose product is annotated as nucleotide binding oligomerization domain containing 1. The transcript is spliced from 12 exons. Gene Ontology annotation, biological process: regulation of apoptotic process. Bases 3209 to 6064 code for a protein of 951 amino acids. Gene Ontology annotation, molecular function: protein binding. Lineage: Eukaryota; Metazoa; Chordata; Aves; Passeriformes; Motacillidae. The record is from RefSeq and is a predicted model, not a curated record.